Molecule: messenger RNA, 1232 nt
Organism: Daucus carota subsp. sativus
Lineage: Eukaryota; Viridiplantae; Streptophyta; Magnoliopsida; Apiales; Apiaceae
Product: ras-related protein RABA4d-like
Exons: 3
Coding region: 166-840 (224 amino acids)
Biological process (GO): vesicle-mediated transport
Cellular component (GO): endosome
Molecular function (GO): GTP binding; GTPase activity
Source: RefSeq, a predicted model, not a curated record
GAGAGUCCCACUAGUUGUUGCACCAACAACUUUUGCCCCACUUUCACACAAAACCCCCAUUAAUUUACUAUUAUAUUUCAUACAUAUACAGAACUGAAGCAUCUACUUUUUUCCGGUCAUCAAUCCGACCCGAUCUGCGAUCGAUCGGGUGAUUUGUGGAGUAAAAUGUCGAAUUUUCACGGCGAUUUCAAUCAGAAGAUCGAUUACGUCUUCAAAGUGGUGCUAAUCGGAGACUCUGCCGUGGGUAAAUCGCAAUUGCUGGCUCGUUUCGCGAAGAAUCAGUUUAGUUUGGACUCGAAAGCUACAAUCGGCGUUGAGUUUCAGACGAGGACGCUUGUGAUUGAUCAGAAAACUAUCAAGGCUCAAAUUUGGGACACUGCUGGUCAGGAAAGAUAUCGGGCUGUCACCAGUGCAUAUUACAGAGGUGCAGUGGGGGCAAUGCUAGUGUACGACAUAACCAAGCGCCCAACGUUUGAUCAUGUGGCUAGGUGGUUAGAAGAAUUACGAGGCCAUGCUGACAAGAAUAUUGUAAUUAUGCUGGUAGGGAACAAAAGCGACCUAGGACACCUUCGAAAUGUUACUAGUGAAGAUGCAAAGGAAUUUUCUGAAAGGGAAAAUUUGUACUUUAUGGAAACAUCAGCCCUCGAAUCAACCAAUGUCGAAACAGCUUUUAACACAGUUCUCAAGGAGAUAUAUGACACUGUCAGUAAGAAGGCCCUUGUUGCCAAUGAAGCAGACUCUAGUGGGAAUUCAUCACUUCUCAAGGGAAACAAUAUAGUUGUACCUAAUGCUGAACCAUCAUCGGGAGGUUACAAAUAUACUUGUUGUUCAUCAUCAUAGAACACAAUGACAUUUGACUGAAGUUUUGGAAAUUGCUUUAGGAUAUGGUGGCUUCAACCUUGUCUAACUAGGAAUUUGUCUCCUGCUUUAUAGACUUUUUGUAGCCAACAUAACUGUAUCAGAUGGCACAUUCCAUGUAAUACAUGGGGAUUUGACAUGUGGCACUUUUUGAUAAAACUGUGUCACUUCUUGGCUAAUGUGGUCUAUAGACCAAAGCCUAUCUUCACCUAUUCCAUUGCUAUCUGAGUGUGUUGCAAGACUAUGCAACUCUUAAAUGUUAGAACUCAUUACUGAUUGAAAGCUUCCUGAUGUACAAAUUCGGUUGUUAAUAGUCAGGCCUUUUGACACAUGAUACCUUGAAGUAUAACCAAUGAAACACAUUGUUUAUGUUC